AUGAAGCUCCUUGCUCCUGCUGUUGCCAUCGUCUGGACGCUCCUCAUGGGGUUGACUUGGAGUUCACCCGUAGACCAACAUGGGAAGAUGACAACCUGGGAUUCAUUCUCGGAAGCCAUCGGCAAUGCGACAUCGAUGCUGUUCUCGAAAGCACCAGGAGACCGUGUGGCUGGAAAUGCGAGCAUCUACCACUGCAAGAAUACUGGCCAGAAUGAUAUAGCAGAGUUCAACUUCAUCAACACGUCGCCUCAGGUACUCCACAGAAACUCGGACUUCAACGUCACAGUAUCUGGCCGGCUCCGUCAGCUGGUUGAAGACGGCGCCAUGAUGGACAUCAAGGUCAAGUACUCAGUCUUACCGGUCCCCGUCGUGCGCCGCAAAUAUUCUCUCUGCGAACUAUUGAAAUACACUGGGACCACGUGUCCGAUCCCAGUGGGCGACCUGGGGUUUGACAGAUCAUGGCACAUCCCCGACAGAUUCAUCCCUCGGGGAAUGUACCAUAUCUAUAUCAACGCAUAUACGAAGAACAAGGAUCCCAUUGCCUGUCUGGUCAUCAACCAAAGGUUCAACUAA
Molecule: messenger RNA, 573 nt
Organism: Cryphonectria parasitica EP155
Lineage: Eukaryota; Fungi; Ascomycota; Sordariomycetes; Diaporthales; Cryphonectriaceae
Exons: 3
Coding region: 1-573 (190 amino acids)
Biological process (GO): sterol transport
Molecular function (GO): sterol binding
Source: RefSeq, a predicted model, not a curated record